CGCUCUGUCGCUGGGUCCAACAACAAACGCCUGUUACGAAAACACCUGACUCCUUAUCUGACAGCUGUUAUUUUAAGCGUCCUUUAACAUCUCGUUUACUCUCCAUUAAGUUAAGCUUCUGUAAUAUCACUCUGCUCGUGCACGUAUGCUACUAGUGUGGCAAGCAUUUCGUUGUGUUGUUCGUGGACGCGCUGUGUGAUGAGGCCGCGGAGGUGGGCUGAGUUUGCAGUGAUCAGCAGCAGAUCUCUCCUCCUCUCUCUGUCGGGCAAACACGUGUGUAACGGCAGCAGGCGGCACCACGGCACUCUCAUGGCUGAAGAGGCCAAAAAGCUGGCAGCUUUUGCUGCUGUGGACAACCACAUACAGAAUAAUCAGGUAGUUGGUGUCGGCAGUGGCUCAACUAUAGUCUAUGCUGUGGACAGGUUGGCUGAGAGGGUCAGACAGGAGAAGCUGAAUAUUGUGUGUGUUCCUACAUCAUUCCAGGCCCGUCAGCUGAUUCUGCAGCAUGGUCUCACUCUGUCUGAUUUAGACAGACAUCCUGAGCUGGAUGUAGCGAUUGAUGGAGCUGAUGAGGUUGAUGCUGCUUUGACGCUGAUUAAAGGAGGAGGAGGAUGUUUAGCCCAGGAGAAGAUUGUGGCUGGUUGUGCCAAACACUUCAUUGUCAUCGCAGACUAUAGAAAGGACUCGAAGGCCUUGGGGCAGCAGUGGAAGAAAGGUGUGCCGGUGGAGGUCAUUCCUAUGGCGUAUGUGCCUGUGUCCAGAGCCAUUGCUCGGCGCUUUGGAGGAGAGGCUGUGCUGAGGAUGGCAGUCAAUAAAGCUGGUCCAGUGGUUACUGAUAACAGUAACUUUAUCCUGGAUUGGAAGUUUGAGCAUGCACAGAACUGGAAAGAGGUCAACACAGCCAUCAAGAUGAUCCCAGGUGUGGUUGAGACGGGUUUGUUUGUGGAAAUGGCUGAGCGGGUGUACUUCGGUAUGGAGGAUGGGAGUGUUAAGACUAGAGACCCUCCUAUCAACUAAAAAGAUCCUUCCUCUGCUCUUGCGAUAGACCAGCCUGCACACCUCAAGUGCCGUUCAAAUACACAGACUCUGGCAGCUCUUUCCCUACAGGUUCUUUUAUUUUCUGUUACAGAUUCCAUGACAUGUCUGAUCAGUACCUCUCAUGCUGCUGUACACACGAAAUAUCGAUUUUUACACAACAAAGCAACCUUAGAUUUUCAGACCUUUCAGAUAUUCCUGUGUUCCUCUGGACAGUUCUGCUUACGCUGGGCCGGAGUUUGUUAGCGACUGUCUAUACUUGACAUCUACAGUGUCAGUUUGCCUUUUGUGCUUCUUUACGUAGCCAUGAAUGUUGUCUUACAUAGGCAUCUGUACAAAUGUAUGAAUAUUGUGGCUUGCGUCUGUGCCUCCAUAAAUGUAUAUUUCCACACAGCAUAGUUGCUAGCCUUGCAAAUGCAUGCUGCUUUUCUCACUCAAAUUCCAUUGUUAGUAUUGUUUCUGUGGGUUUGUAUGAUCAUUUUGAAUCGGUUUCGUUUGAUGAUGACAGGUUUUCUCAGACGCUCCAACGUGAAACCUCAAGCAGAACUAGUGGCCUUUGCCAGCAAACAGUGGUUAGUUUAGCUCAGUGAUCAAUCAUUUCAGAGCAUUCUGCCCCUGGACAAAAUACACUAUUUGAAGUUGUGAAAUGCCACUCUGCUUUUGAUAUCGAUUUUGUUUUUGUAUAAUUUUUCGAUGUGCCAGUGGCCACAAACGCAGUGCUGUUGAGGGAUGAAGGCAGCAGUGAGUUGGUGCCGCAGUUGAAAGCCUUAUCUUCUGUACGUGUAUUGAUCUUUCAGUUGUUAAUGAAAACUUCACAGAGGUCACUGUGAUUUUUGGAUAGGGUACUAACUUAAAAACCAGCUUGUGUUUGACCAGUUUUACUGUGAUACUGAGGUUUUCAUUUGUUGUGCUCCAGACUGAAAUUCAAUAUUAAAACUGGACCAAUCAACUAUAAA
Messenger RNA from Labeo rohita (rohu), 1991 nucleotides. RefSeq names its product ribose 5-phosphate isomerase A (ribose 5-phosphate epimerase) (gene rpia). The record is from RefSeq and is a predicted model, not a curated record. The transcript is spliced from 9 exons. Lineage: Eukaryota; Metazoa; Chordata; Actinopteri; Cypriniformes; Cyprinidae. Gene Ontology annotation, cellular component: intracellular membrane-bounded organelle. Gene Ontology annotation, biological process: D-ribose metabolic process; pentose-phosphate shunt, non-oxidative branch. The coding region runs from base 199 to 1017 and encodes 272 amino acids. Gene Ontology annotation, molecular function: ribose-5-phosphate isomerase activity.